UCUCCUCUCUCCUAUUUCUCUCUCACUCCACUCUAUCCUCUCUCUUCUCCCCCCCCCACCCGCCUCUCUUUCUCUCCGCACGAUGGCCGAGAGCGACGGGGCCGUCCCCAGCAGCAGCGACGGCGCCGGUGCCGCCACCGGUGCGGACGACCCCGGCGGGUCGGAGGCCGAAACGUCGGAGCGCCGCUUUGGCGCCGGCGAUGGCGGCGGGGGCUGCGCCUGCAGAGGCCCCGUGGCUGAAACGUCGGAGGCCGUGACGGCCGACAGCAGCGACUCGGCGGCGCAGGCGACGGGGGAGGCGGACGACGGGAGGCCCGGCGCGGAUGAGGGCAUCACCCAGAGCGGCGUGGAGACGGCGGGUGCCCGUGUGGUGAGCUGCUGCCCCCGCUCGGAGCACCUCCCAGACUCCUCCUCACCUCCGUGCCCACGCCCCUCCUCCGUGUCCCAAUCCCUCCAACGCUCCUCCACCUCCUCCUCCUCCACCUCCUCCUCCACCUCCUCCUCCUCCACCUCCUCCUCCACCUCCUCCUCCACCUCCUCCUCCUCGUCGCUGGGCGUCGCCACGACUACCGCCCGCGACCCCGCGGCCCCCACCUCCAGCCACGUGCGCUCGCCUCUACGCAAGAUCAUCGAGUCCACCAUCGGCUCGGACACCCUGCGUGGCUGCGUUGCCGUGACGAGCGCUGGCGACGACGCCGGUGAGGACGACGCCGGUGAGGACGACGCCGGUGAGGACGCCGGUGAGGACGACGCCGGUGAGGACGACGCCGGUGAGGACGACGCCGGUGAGGACGACGCCGGUGAGGAGGCCGCCGGUGAGGACGACGCCGGUGAAGACGACGCCGGUGAGGACGACGCCGGUGAGGACGACGCCGGUGAGGAGGCCGCCGGUGAGGACGACGCCGGUGAGGAGGCCGCCGCGGGCUGUGCGGAGCGACUCGCCGUGCUGCCGUGCGGCUCCAGCCCCGGCCCCAGCAGUGAGCGUCGUCGUCGUCAGCGUCGUCGCUUUUCCCGCCGCGUCGAUCUCGGCGACGGCCCCACAUCGACGUCUGCCGACCAAUCGGAACGCUCGCUGCCCGCGGCCGAACAAUCGGAGCGGCUGCUGUCGCCCGCCGACCAAUCGGAACGCUCGCUGCCCGCGGCCGACCAAUCGGGGCGGCCCGGGAGGGCCGCCGGGACGUCGCCGUCUCCGGCCGACCAAUCUGAGCGGUCGCCGUUGCUGACGGUCGACCAAUCGGAGCGGCCGUCGAGCCCUACGGCCGACCAAUCGGAGCCAUCGCUGCUGUUGACGCCCGCCGACCAAUCGGAACGGCCGUCGUCGAGGCCGGGGGCCGACCAAUCGGGGCAUCUGCUGUUGUUGACGCCCGCCGACCAAUCGGAACGGCCGUCGUCGAGCCCUGCGGCCGACCAAUCGGAGCGGCCGCUGCUGUUGACGCCCGCCGACCAAUCAGAACAGCCGUUGUCAAGGCCAGGAUCCGGCCAAUCGGAGCAGCUGUUGUUGUUGACACCCGCCGACCAAUCGGAGCAGCCAUUGUUGAGGCCCGGGGCUGACCAAUCAGAACUGCUGCUGCUAUUGGCGCCCGCCGACCAGUCUGAGCGGGCAUUGUCAAGUCCGUCGGCCAACCAAUCGGAGCGGCCGCUGCUGUUGACACCCGCCGACCAAUCAGAACAGCUGUUGUCAAGGCCAGGAGCCAACCAAUCAGAGCAGCUGCUGCUAUUGACACCCGCCGACCAAUCGGAAAGGCCGCUGUCAAGGCCGGGGGCUGACCAAUCAGAGCAGCUGCUGCUGUUGACGCCCGCCGACCAAUCGGAGCAGCCAUUGUUGAGGCCUGGGGCUGACCAAACGGAGCGGCCGCUGCUGUUGACACCCGCCGACCAAUCAGAACAGCCAUUGUCAAGGCCAGGAGCCAACCAAUCGGAGCAGCUGUUGCUAUUGACACCCGCCGACCAAUCGGAACAGCCAUUGUCAAGGCCAAGAGCCAACCAAUCAGAGCAGCUGCUGCUAUUGACACCCGCCGACCAAUCGGAACGGCCGCUGUCAAGGUCGGGGGCUGACCAAUCAAAGCAGCUGCUGCUGUUGACGCCCGCCGACCAAUCGGUGCAGCCGUUCUCAAUGCCCGGGGCCGACCAAUCGGAGCAGCUGUUGCUGUUGAUGCCCGCCGACCAAUCGGAGCGGCCGUUGUCGAGGCCGGGAGACGACCAAUCGGAGCGGCCGCUGCUUUUGACGCCCGCCGACCAAUCGGAACGGGCGCCGUCGAGGCCGGGUGCCGACCAAUCGGAGGGGCGGCCACCGCCGUCGACGCCCGCCGGCCAAUCGGAGCGGCCGUCGUCGUGGCCGGCCGCCGACCAAUCGGAGCGGCCGCUGCUUUUGACGCCCGCCGACCAAUCGGAGGGGCCCUUGCGGCUGGCGGGAGAAGGCGGCGACGGCGACGUUGGCUUGACGUUCGGGAUGCUGAACCUGGACGACAUGAUGGAGGUGGUGGUGGUCCGGCAGUUCCGGUGCAAGAUUUGCCCGUACAAGAGCCAGUCGCGGGACAGCCUCAUCGGCCACAUGAAGGAGCGCCACCUCAGUCCCGGCUGUGCCCAGCUGCCCCGCAAGCGUGGACGAGGCCGCCCUCGUAAGCGGCCGCCCUCACCGGCGCCGGCACUGCCGCCGCCGCCGCCGCCCCCGGCGACGCGAGGGGGGCGCCCCCCGCCGCGGGGGGCGGCCCCCCUCUCGGGGGCCGUGCCGGGCCCCGGUGACCCCGGUGACCCCGGCGACCCCGGUGACCCCGACGACGACGACAUCAUCGACGCCGGCGCCAUCGACGACAGGGACGCCGACAGUGACUACAACCCUCUGGACGAUGCCUCCCGUGGCCGCCAGGCCCCAGCGGCCCCGACCAGGCCCGGCCCCUCGCCGGGGCCCCGGGGGGCGCCCGGCGCCGCCGCGGACGGCAGGCCCCGCCGGAGGCCCGGCCGCCCGAGGAAAUACCCGCGGCUCGACGCGGCCGGGAACGCCGGGAACGCCGGGAACGCCGGGAACGCCGGGAACGCCGGGAACGCCGGGAACGCCGGGAACGCCGGGAACGCCGCCCUCGCCGUCGUCACGGCGACCGCCGGUGCCGUGCAGCAGCCGGCACCGCCGUCGACAACGCGGGCACCCCCAGCGGACGCCCCGACCCCAGGACCCCGGGGGCCGCCCCCCCUGCCGCCCCCCCUGCCGCCGCCGCCCUCCGUUUCCCAGGAUGCCGCGGGGCGGGCCGAGCGAUCGGCCAAUCGGGAGGGGGAGAGGAGGGCGCCGGUCGGGAGGGGGGUGGCGGCCGUGCCGCCGGAAGCCGCCCCCGGCGACGGGGAGGAGGGGGAGGGGUCCCACACUCCCAAGCGGAGGGGCCGCCCCCCUAAGAGAUACGGCCGGCGGGGCUACCGGAGAUACUACAACAGGUACCAGCACGGCUACCGGCCGGGCCGGCCCCGCCUCCGGCCACACCGGUGCGCCCUGUGCGGCUCGCGCUUCCUGUCGCCGGAGGAUCUGGCCUUCCACGAGGCGGCACACGACGGCCACGACCCCGAACGCUUCCGCUGCCGGCACUGCAACUACCGCUGCAAGCGGUGGUCUUCGCUGAAGGAGCACAUGUACAACCACGAGGGAGUGAAACCUCACAAGUGUGCUGAAUGCGACUACACCAGCGUCUACCGCAAGGACGUGUCGCGGCACGCCUCCAUCCACAGCAAGGACCGGCCCCACGUGUGUGACCGCUGUGGGCGUGCGUUCAAGCGCGACACGCACCUCAAGAGCCACGCGGAGCUGCACGCCCGCGGCGACGGCGACGCCGGUGCCGGCGUCGCCGUGGCGGCCGACGGCGGCGGCGCCGCGGUUUACCGCUGCGCCGAGUGUGCCGAGGCCUUCCCGGCAAAGAAGCCUUACCUGGAGCACCGGCGGCGCGAGCACCCGCCGGCCCCGCGUAGCAGCGAGUAUCCGUGCCCGGUCUGCCGCCGCGUCUACCCCAUGCAGAAGAGGCUGACGCAGCACCUGAAGACGCACAGCGCCGAGAAGCCGCACAUGUGUGACAAGUGUGGAAAGUCCUUCAAGAAGCGCUACACCUUCAAGAUGCACCUCCUCACGCACAUUGUCAGCGUCGGACACAGCAGCUACAAGUGUGAGCACUGCGACUUUGCGAGCGACAACAAGAGGGCAGUCCUCAACCACCAGCUGGAGCACGCCAACGACAAGCCAUACAAGUGUGAACACUGCCAGUACUGCACCAGCAAGGAGGACUUCCUCAUCGCCCACGUCGCCAUCCGCCACACCGGCGAGAAGCCCUUCCCCUGUGACCUGUGCCACUUCACCACCAAGCACAAGAAGAACCUGCGGCUGCACGUGGCCAGCCGGCACGGCGACGCCUUCGCCGCCUGGGUGGCCGGCCACCCCGACGAGCCGGCACGGCGACGCCGACCAUUUUUCUCCUCGCAGCAGAUCGAGGAGCUCAAGCGGCAGCAUGCCCAGCAGCAGCAGCAGGUGCAGCACGUGCAGCAGCAGCAGCAGGUGCAGCAGCUGGACGUGCAGCACAUGCAGCAGGAGGACAUGCAGCAUGUGCAGCAGCAGGACGUGCAGCAGCAGCAGGUGCAGCAGCAGGUGCAGCAUCAGGUGCAGCAGCAUGUGCAGCAGCAGCAGGACGUGCAGCACGCGCAGCAGGAGGAUGUGCAGCAAGUACAUCAGCACGUGCAGCACGUGCAGCAGGAGGACACACGCCACGUGCAGCAGCAGCAGGACGUGCAGCACGUGCAGCAGGAGGACACGCGCCAUGUGCAGCAGGAGCACACGCAGCAGGCGGGCGAGGAGCUGAAGCGGCGGCAGCUGGCGCAGCGGCACCUGCAGCAGCGUGCGCAGCAGAUCGAGGAUCUCAAGCAGCAGCUGCUGCAACAGCAGCAGCAGCUGGAGGAGGAGAAGGAGGAUGAGGAGGAGGAGAUGGAACUGGAGCAUCAGCAGGAGGUGGUGAUGGAGAGGAGUGUGGGUGAUGUCGAGGAGAUGGCCGUCGACUCCGUGGGGGGCGCCAGCGUCGUCUACCACGCCGGGGACGUGGUGGGGGGGGUCCCCGCCCCCUGCGGAGAAGCGGAGAGUGUGGACCCGGCGCAGGUGGCGCUGGACCUGCUGCUCAACAUGAGCUCCUGCAGGGAGCUGGCGCCUGCUCACUCGCCGCAGGUACCGGGUUCCGGCACCUCGACCGAAGCGCAGCAACGGCGGCAGCGUCGCCGCUCGGUGCCGGACCGGGAGCCGCCCCCUGCGGUGCCGGCUCCCGGCCAGCAGCACCGGCACCUCCACCACCAGCAGCACCUCCACCAGCAGCACCUCCACCACCAGCACCAGCAGCAGCACCUCCACCACCAGCAGCACCUCCACCUCCACCAGCACCAGCACCACCUCCACCAGCAGCUCCAGCAGCAGCAGCGCAAGGUGGUGACGCUGCACGUGGACGAGCACGGCAGCGCCGUCGUGCAGGAGACGUACGAGAGGGUGGACGACGACGACGACGCCGACGACGCCGACGGCGGCACCGGCGGCGCCGGCGAUGCCGAGGACGUCUUCGGGGACGACGGCGGCGGUGCCGGUGCCGGGCCGGUCGCCAUCGGCGCCUGCGGCGUCGUCUCGGCGCCAGCGGACGGCGGGCUGGAGGGUGGCGCCGUCGCCGCCGCGCUGUACGGCGGUGUGGCGCACGCGGUGGUGGUGAGCGGCGGUGGUGACCACUCUGAUCUGGUGAAGCCCAACGGAGCUCUCUUCUCCGGGAUCGGCGCUCACCGGGCUCACAGCACCAUGCAGAACGGCGACGAUUCCUUGCCGGGGGCGGACGCCGCCCCCUCGCCGGCGCCGGCGCCGGCGCCGCCGCCGGCGCUGAAGAAGUUUUCGUGCAAGCUGUGCGGCGUGCCGUUUGGCGGUCGCGCCGAACUCGAGGCCCACAAGAGGGCCCACGCCGGGACCCUCGGGUUCAAGUGCCCCCACUGCGGGUACCAGCACGACGCCUGGGACAACGUCAGGGAGCACAUGGCGUCCCAUGCCAGCCUGCGCCCACACCGCUGUGGGCAGUGCAGCUUCGCCUCCAAAAACAAGAAGGACCUGCGGCGCCACCUGCUCACGCACACCAACGAGAAGCCCUUCGCCUGCGACGUGUGUGGACAGAGGUUUAACCGCAACGGGCACCUCAAGUUCCACAUGGACCGCCUGCACAGCAGCACCGACUCCGCAGAGAAGAAGCUGAGGACACAAACAUUCCUGCUGACCGCCACAGACGAGGCCAUCCUGCAGAGCCUGCAGGCCGCCCAGGGCCCCGCGGGGUUGGAGGGAGCUGCCGACGGCCUCGCGGCCUGCGACCACCACCACCACCACCACCACCACGUCGUGGUGGAGCAGGCUACCGGGGCCCUGGAGCAGGAGCAGGCCGCUUUCAUCCACCACUUCACGGCUGACGGCCCCAACAUCCAGCAGCUGGUGACUGCAGACAACCGGGUGCAGUACAUCAUCUCUCAGGACGGGGUGCAGCAUCUGCUGCCCCAGGAGUGCAUCGUGGCGGUGCCCGAGGGACAUCACAUACAGGUGCUGCAGGAUCACCAGAUUCACCACAUCCAGUAUGAACAGGACAUGGAGGGUGGAGGCCACAUCGAGUUUGUGCCGGUGCCGGUGGUGCUCCCGGAGGAGGAGGAGGAGGAGGUGGCGGCAGCGGCGGCGGCAGCGGCACAGUCGGCUGUGUCCGCGGCUGCAGAAUCCGCCUCGGAUCAGCCGCCGGACCUCUACGUGGCGGAGAUCGCCGGCGCCGGCGAUCCGCUGUGCCGGGCCCCGCGCUACGCCGUGCCGCCAGGAGGAGCCGUCGCCACCUACGCGGCAGAAGAUCGGUGACCGCAUCCCCCCGCCACCUUCGCGAGGCCGCGGUGCGAACCGACGGACGUCCUCGGCUC
This is a messenger RNA of Petromyzon marinus (sea lamprey), 6927 nucleotides long. The record is from RefSeq and is a predicted model, not a curated record. NCBI's taxonomy places the organism in Eukaryota, Metazoa, Chordata, Hyperoartia, Petromyzontiformes, Petromyzontidae.